AUGAACCAACUUGAUAAACUUAAUUAUAAAGAAAGCAAACUGAACAUUCCUAUCUACGCAACAUUGGAGGAGUGCCUCAGCAGUUUGGGGUACACAUUCAACUAUGAUGUCAUUGGUUUUGGAAGACGAUGCGAAGUCGUGAAGGCCUGGUCAGAGAGAAACAAGAAACAAGUCGCCGUGAAAGUUAUCGAUAAGCUAGCAAUCAACGACAAUGAUUACAAAAUUAAGCUGACCGAAGAAUUGUCACUAUGGUCGAAAUUAUAUCACCCCAACGUUAUUGAGUUGAUAGAAUACGCAAAUAACUGCAGAUGGACAUUUUCUGUCAUGGAACUGGCGUUAGAAGGUGAUUUAAACACUUGGCUGAGAACUCAUGUGAAAUCUCCGAGCGCUGAUCAGGCGAGAAUGUGGGUGCAGCAGAUAACCAAUGGGUUGCACUAUUUGAAGUUACUCGGUUACUCGCAUGGAGACGUGAAACCAUCCAAUAUUUUAGUUUAUCACAAAACAUUGAAAGUAUGCGAUUUUGAUUGUUCAAAGAUACUUGACGGCAAAUUGAGUGAGGUUUUCUGCGGAUCUUUCGGUUACAUUGCUCCCGAAGUUUUUCGAAAAGAACCAUACGAUCCAGAAAAAGCUGACGUGUGGUCGUUAGGUGUGACGGCCUAUGUUGUGACGACGAACGAAUGCAACAGCGAAAAAAACUUUCCUCAAACGUUUGUCUUCAAACUGAAAAAAAACUGGGACGCAUUUGUACCAAAAGAUGCAAGAUCCCUACUAAAAAGAAUGUUGACUAGGAAUGCAGAUAGUCGCUGUGACAUGGAGCACGUGGUCCACCACAGGUGGUUCACGCCAGAACACAACAUCGAGGCAGAGUAA
Helobdella robusta is the source of this 870-nucleotide messenger RNA. RefSeq lists its product as hypothetical. Lineage: Eukaryota; Metazoa; Annelida; Clitellata; Rhynchobdellida; Glossiphoniidae. Gene Ontology annotation, biological process: protein phosphorylation; intracellular signal transduction. The transcript is spliced from 4 exons. Bases 1 to 870 code for a protein of 289 amino acids. The record is from RefSeq and is a predicted model, not a curated record. Gene Ontology annotation, cellular component: cytoplasm. Gene Ontology annotation, molecular function: protein serine/threonine kinase activity; ATP binding.